GGAAGGAAGGAGGCGCCUUUAAUUACAUCCGGGUUCAGGGGAAGCUGGGUGUCGCUCGGGAUGGCGGCCACCGUCUUGCUGAGGAGAAACAGGCCAGGCACUAAAGCCCAGGACUUCUACAACUGGCCUAAUGAGUCAUUGGAUGAGAUGGACAGCACCCUGGCUGUGCAGCAGUACAUCCAGCAGAGCAUCCGCGAUGACGCAUCGGACAUCGAGAAGAUCCUGGAACCACCGGAGGGGCAGGAUGAGGGCGUCUGGAAAUAUGAGCAUCUCCGGCAGUUUUGCUUGGAACUGAACGACUUGGCUGUGAAACUACAAAGCGAGUGCCAUUCUGACACCUGCACCCAGAUGACGGCGACAGAGCAGUGGAUCUUCCUGUGUGCCGCACACAAGACCCCGAAGGAGUGCCCUGCUAUUGACUACACGAGACACACUCUGGAUGGAGCUGCCUGCUUGCUCAACAGUAACAAGUACUUUCCCAGCAGAGUCAGCAUUAAGGAAUCCUCCGUGGCCAAGCUGGGCUCCGUCUGUCGCAGGAUUUACCGCAUCUUCUCCCACGCCUACUUCCACCACCGCCAGAUCUUCGACGAUUACGAGAAUGAGACCUUCCUGUGUCACCGAUUCACCAAGUUUGUGAUCAAGUACAACCUGAUGUCCAAGGACAACCUCAUUGUUCCCAUCCUGGAAGAGGAGGUGCAGAACACCACAGCUGGAGAGAGUGAGGCCUAAGUCCAGGGCAAUCCCACCAGCACAUCUACCCUCUUCUCUCCCCCCCCCCCCAUCUGCUAACCACCGUGAGGCCCCUGUUCACCCAUGGGGAGACCCUUUUUCAUCUCACCCAAAUCUGUGUUGUCCCCUUUCAAUAGCACAGACCCAUUAUCCCAUUUUUUUGCCUAGAUCAAUGAACAUUGAAGCAGAAUUAGACUCCCCUCUCCAUUCCACAGGGACCCCGACUCCCUCCUUGCAGCCUCAUUGUCUCCAGAGAAUGAUGUUCGAGAAAAAACUCAUCAGGUCAGGCAGCGUCUGUGGGCAGAGGACUGAUGUCCUCAGACCGGAUUCUCUCACUGCAGAUGCUGAUUGAACGACUGCCACUGUUCUUAUCCAAUCGUGUUAACAUGAGGAUUAACGUGCCAACCCGCACUCUGACACAGAGCUGAGAUGGUAAUCAGUGUAAACCCCUCCCCUCUCAGCUGAUUCACUCCCUCCCUAAUUAAUGACCAUUUUACCAGUGCUAGCCUCGCCUAGUACCUGACGUGUUCAGUUAUUUAUGUAAAGUUAUCAUUGCUCUGUUCUUUGUCUUCUCGAUGUUUUAAAAAAAAACAACAAACUGUAUUAA
Molecule: messenger RNA, 1336 nt
Organism: Mobula hypostoma (lesser devil ray)
Lineage: Eukaryota; Metazoa; Chordata; Chondrichthyes; Myliobatiformes; Myliobatidae
Gene: mob4
Product: MOB family member 4, phocein
Exons: 8
Coding region: 61-729 (222 amino acids)
Cellular component (GO): cytoplasm
Source: RefSeq, a predicted model, not a curated record